GUGCGCCUUGACCGCGUUCUGUCUGUCAUCUGACUCUUUUCCUGUUGGGAGCAGAAGAAAAAAAGUUUUGAAACCCCACCCUCUCCGCACGGACGUAGAAGUGGUUCGAGGACCUGACGAGUGAACGCUGACCGAGGAAGAGAAAGGGGGAAGCCGAAAAGUUAUGAUGGAGUUGUUGCGCCGUUUGGACACGGACGGUACCGACAGGAGCCCCGAGCUGGAGCAGGCCACGCGUUGAACUCCGACCAGGAACUAACUAGAUAACUAACGGGAAUUUGUUUUCAGUCCGUGUUUCAGGUCUGGAGUGCUCUUCCUGUUGUUAUUCCAUGAGUUGAUUUUUAUUUCUUUAAAUGAUAAAGUUUGGCUCAUUGCGUGCGCCUCGUUAACUCCGGAGCAUGGAUACGCUGGCGCAGCGGGAUGCGGGAUUUCCUGCGGGAGCGCCGCAGUGCUGCGGUCAGACGCGGUUAUUGGAGAUUCGGGCUCAAUAAUGCGAACUGGUCAGCGCCGAAACUUGUCGUAAAACACUGGUUGGCUGGACUGAAUGCUCCUUUCCUGCUAUUCUUCUCCGCUCCUCGGCGCUUCCUGCUUGUGGUGGCCACUGCACUUAAUGGCUAAAAAUACAUAAAACCUGAAAAUGGACAGCUAAAGUGUGUGGGAACCUGAUUUUACAGUUGCAAAAGGAGCGCUUAGUGUUUUUUUAUUUUAUUUUUUAUGUGUGUUCUUCAUUAUUGUCCUCAGCCUUAACAAUCAGAACUCAACAGGUGGCAGCUUUUGAAUGAAAGGAGGGAAAGAAGAACUAAUUGGGCCAUAAUGAGGCAAUUCAAGAGCCUCUUAAAUACAGGCCGGUGAGAUGAUAUUGUGCUCGAACCAUGUGUUGGCAAACCACGCACCGCAUCACUUGAAGAGAGAGAAAUUCAGUGGAGACGUUGCCGUCUGUCUGAGCCCUGAAACUCUUGGCCUCAAUUAAACAACAAAGCCGUCUUUCGACUGGAAUCCCUGAAAUGGAGAGGUUUGAGUUUUCACGUCAAGACGAAUGAGAGACACUUGCCGUUCGGUCGUCUUUGAAUCCUCUCCUGCAGCCUCACUUGUUGGUCCAACUUUUGAACACAUUUCACUGGUCCCUGAUGAGCCUACAAGAAAGACAGGAAAGGGAGCGAGGCGCAAUAAAGUACUCCUUUGUACUUUAUUUUCAAACCCUUGGGGUGCAAAAUCAGAUCCAGUCAAAACAUCUGCGUGAGGCUCCAUGGAGCCGCUGAAGAACAUAUUCAGUCGCGGCCCACUGUCGAACUGGAAGAAUUUGGAUCAAUCGCAAAAAGGGAACUUCACCAACCCCGUGUGGACGGCCUUGUUCGACUAUGAGGCGUCCUGUAAGGAUGAGCUCACCUUGCGCAAAGGCGACCUCGUGGAAGUCCUCUCUCUGGACUCUGAGAUAUCAGGGGAUGAGGGCUGGUGGGCGGGAAAGGUCAACAACAAAGUGGGAAUCUUCCCCUCCAACUAUGGCUCCUUCAAGCCGAGUGGAUACGCCAAGCUUCCGGGCAGCGCCGUGGUCGGCGAGCUCAGCCCGGCCGUGGUGGGUGAGUUCGAACCCGAGGACGUGGAUUUCCGGGAGCUCAGCCUCGAGGAGGUCAUCGGGGUCGGCGGCUUCGGGAAAGUGUAUCGCGGUACAUGGAGAGGCGGGCUGGUGGCGGUGAAGGCCGCCCGCCAGGACCCGGACGAGGACAUCAGCGUGACGGCGCAGAACGUGAGGCAGGAGGCCCGUCUGUUCGCCAUGCUCACCCACCCCAACAUCAUCGCCCUGAAGGGCGUCUGCCUGCAGGAGCCCAACCUGUGCCUGAUCAUGGAGUACGCCUCGGGCGGGCCGCUGAGCCGGGCGCUGGCGGGCCGCCGCAUCCCGCCGCACGUCCUGGUCAACUGGGCCGUGCAGAUUGCCAGAGGGAUGUUGUACCUGCACAGCGAGGCCAUCGUCCCCGUCAUCCACCGAGAUCUCAAGUCUAACAACAUCCUUCUGGCCCAGCCCAUAGAGAAUGAAUGCAUGGAGGGUCUGACGUUGAAGAUCACGGAUUUCGGCCUGGCCAGGGAGUGGCACAAGACCACGAAGAUGAGCACGGCGGGCACCUACGCCUGGAUGGCCCCGGAGGUCAUCAAGUCCUCCACCUUCUCCAAGGGCAGCGAUGUCUGGAGCUACGGCGUCCUGCUCUGGGAGCUGCUAACGGGAGAGGCCCCCUACAGAGGGAUCGAUGGACUCGCCGUCGCCUACGGAGUCGCCGUCAACAAGCUCACCCUGCCCAUCCCUUCCACCUGCCCCGAACCCUUUGCACAGCUCAUGUCAGAGUGCUGGGACCAGGACCCCCACCGUAGACCCAACUUCUGCUCCAUUCUGGACCAGCUGACGGCCCUGGAGCAGCAGGUGAAGGAAGAGAUGCCGCAGGACUCCUUCCACUCCCUGCAGGAGGACUGGAAACUGGAGAUCCAGGACAUGUUUGAUGAACUCCGGGCCAAAGAGAAGGAGCUGCGAUGCCGCGAGGAGGAGCUGAAGCGAGCGGCCCUGGAGCAGAAGUCCCACGAGGAGUUCCUGCGUCAGCGCGAGCAGCAGCUGGCCCAGUGGGAGCAGGACGUGUUCGAGCGCGAGCUCAGCCUCCUCAUCCUCCACCUGAACCAGAACCAGGAGAAGCCCAACGUCAAGAAGAGGAAGGGCACGUUCAAGAAGCACAAGCUCAAGAGCAAGAACGGCGAGAAGAUCAGCCUGCCCCAAGAUUUCAUCCAUAAAAUCACGGUGCAGGCGUCCCCCGGUCUGGAGAAGAGGCGGAACUCUCCCGACUUGGGUUCGGGCUCCUCGCCUUCCUUCGGCCCGCGAUUCCGUGCGAUCCAACUCAGUCCCAGUGACAGCAGGACGUUUGGUCUGAGUCCAGUCCGGACCCUGGAUGCCCCUUCUCUUAAACAAGCCAAUGGAGACUUGAGGUUGAGCUCACAUUGGAGGCCCCAGAGCCCAAAAAGUCCAAAAAGCCCCAAAGUCCUGCGCCUCAGUCCCCAGGAAAACAGUCUGUCAAUGAGAGCCAAGCUCCUGGAGUCAGACAGCAACGAGAACGGAGAGUCCAAGGACGACUUUGAGGAGUACCGACCCUCCACGCCCAACCACCCCCCAGCUCUGAACGGCUCCUCGGUGAAGGACAGCCUAAGGCUUCCCAUUCCUCAGGGAGACUCGGGCAGCGAGGAAGGGGGUUCCUCCCCGGCUGGCUCCCCCAGGCCUGAGAGGGGUUCUCUCGGUGGCCUGGUUAAAAGCACCCACCGGGCCCUGCUGGGCAGUGGCUCCCUCCUAGCCUCCAUAGGACUCGGUCGCUGCCUGGAUGCUCCCCCAAGGGUGCCACCUCGAACUAACCCUUCUUCCCUAGAAGACUGCACCCACUGCGAACUUGAGAUCUCCCUCCCCAGGCCCCUCAUUUCAGACCCCCCAGUAGUGGAUGAUCUCAUUACCUUCUCCACCUCUGAGCCGCUCCCCAAACCGCUCUGGGAUUUAGCCCUGCAGUACCAAGAACUAAAGCCCCUGCCCUUGACGCCGCCUCCGCCGAACCCUCGCGAGCGGAGUGGCCACCGGACGCCGCAAACGCCGCAAACGCCGCAAACGCCACAGACGCCUCACAGCCCUCAAAGCCCUCAAAGCCCCGGGACGCCCUCGCACCACGACAGGGCCCCGCAGGCCGAAUGGACCUCCAGCUCCAACUCCAGCAACGGGGAGCUGAGCUGCGAGACCUGGGAGCACAGGGCCGAGAGGAGGAGGAGGUCCAGCCAAGGUCUGAACGCUUCUCAGCUAGUUCUGGACCUGCCAUUGUGCCAAGACACCCAGGACUCUGAGGACAAGCCUUCAGUUCCCUACGCUCUCCACCCCAACCCCGCCCUCUGGAGCCCCAAAACCCGGCGCCUGGAGGUCAGCGUCAUCCCCCGGCCCCGCCCGUCCCCCAUCCGCCCUCGCAUCGACCCCUGGAGCUUCAUCUCGGCUGGCGGCGGGAACUCGGCGGGCGGCCGCAGCCCGCACCGCUCGGAGAGCAACAUCCUCGGCUACCAGCCCUCGCCUACCAACCCCUUCACCAACUGUGACCCUUUCCCCUCCCCGGACUGCGACCCCUUCGCCCUCAAGGCCGACCCCUCGAACACUUCGGACACGGCCUCCCCCUUCGACCCCUUCUCCACUCCCUUCCCGACCUCCCGCUCCGCCCCGUGCUCCACCAACGGCUCCCCCACGCUGCCCUCGUUCCGCAUAGCGCCCAUCAACCCGGCCGACUCGCCCCUCAUCGACUUCGGCUGGGCGGCCUGCGGCAAGCCCCUGGACGGCACCAAAGAGAGGGCUCACCCACGCAGGAUACUGGGGCUGAAGCCCUUCAAAUCCCCGACGCAACUCAGAGACGAUAGGUUCUAAAUCCACUUCUCAUUACUGGGUGCUGAGAAACUGCAGUUUUCUACGACAGGAACACAAUCCAGGACCAUUUCCACUACUAUGUCCAACAUCUGAAUGAGGAUUUGGAGUAAAAAAACAAAACAAAAAACAAACAAAAAAACUAAACGCACACUCGUCACUCCAACCAUUUUGGGGAGGUCUCGGCCGUGGGAACACCAGCAGUCGCAGGUCUUAUUUAUAUGCUGCCCUGCUGCUUUGGAAUCCAGAAAGAAGCCAGUGAAAGGUGGUACACUGAACAGUGGGAUAGAUGCCUGGUGCCCAUUUCAUCCUUCCUCUCUAUCUCUGCUUCUUUCUCCCUUUUUGAAGGAGCAGAAUACAGAUCACUAGUCCCAUCUUGAGAUUCUAUCAGACUGCUCGUAUUACCUGCUUUCAUCCCCCCCCCCACUCCCCUCGCCUCCCCUCCCCUCCCCUACCUUUGAAGCAUUGUGACAAUGCAGAGGUGGAUAAGGCGACUUGCACAGCUUCAUCUGCCUCUACCUCUCUGCAGACUGAAAGCAUUCAGGACAAUGGAAAAAAAAAAAAAAGAAAAAAAAAUUGGAGUGCCUUAUUUCGUGAAGUGUUUUUAAUAUAUAUCUUUUCAAGGUUCCUUGAAUGGUUAAUCUGGUGCGUAGGGAAGACGCUAUGAAUUCGGCUUAAAAUCAGCUUAGCACUGCUGCGUGAGAAAACGUCGUCCGCGUGUUCGUCUAGACUCAUUGUUCAAGGAAAGCUUGCGUUUUGUUUGUUGUUGUUGUGUUUUUUUUUUUUUUUCUUUGACUGCGUCCGCCUGUUGCAUUAUGGGAGAAAAGCACUCGGGGUGGGGGGGUAGGGGGGAUACACACUAGGCCGCUCACGAAAUCCGAAACCGUGACCCAGGCAUUCCACUUUGAAGCAGAUAACAUUCCAGUCACAUUCCCCGGGAAAUGCCAGGGAUUUGGACAGAUUCGCCGGGGCUGGCUUGCUGGCUGGCAGGCGGGCGGGCGGGCGGGCGGGCGGCUCGGCACAGGAAACGAGACCGGUGGUGGGGGGGGGGUACCCCUCUGCAUUCCCUUCAUAUGCCAAAGAAUGCCACUGUGACGGUGUGAGGGCCGGGACAAAGGCUGUUUGCAAAUAAGUCGUUUUUAAACCUCCGCAGAGAGAGAGCCAGCCGCGGUCGGAGGAAGGAGUUUGCACACAGCACUGCACAGAGAUAAUUGGAACAGUCACGGAUAGUCUUCAAAACUUAAAUAUCCUUUUUUUUUUUUUUUUUAAAUGUGCUCAUACACUCCUACCACCAUCCUUCACAGGCUUUCAGACAGAAAACAGAAACAAAAAACUACAAAACCCAGGCAUGGAAGCUUUCACUUUUUUUCACCACUGGUAUCUCGUUCACCACUAUCACUAUCAAACUGUUAUAUUUCAUGUUUUAUUUAUUUCCUCCUGAACAGUGCGUCAGAUUUAGUAUUUAAAUUAAAGACAGAAAAGCCUUAUAUGAAAUUAUAUGGGUCACUAUAUAAUUGUGGCACUUGUUAAGUUUAACGUAUCAUAGUUGAUCACAGUUUGGCUGUUUUCAGGCCUAAAAUCAACAUGGCCGCCUAUAACCAAUCACCACAUGGCAUUUUAUACAAUUGAGUAGAUUCAAAUUGAAAAUUACUUAUAAAUAUAUUGUAGUAAUUGAUAGAAAGUCCCUCAAUUAUAUAUUGACCCAUAUGAGUCAGUUCAUGGGAUCUAUAGUCAGGGGAGUCUUAGUUUAGCUUAGUUUAUCUUAGCUUAGCAUAAAGUAAUCUGAAACUGAAGGGUCACCAACUGACAUCUGUUUUUAUUUAAUCAACACUCCCACGCUGAGCUUCACCUUCACCCGUACUGUAUGUGGUGUUUACGUUCUCAUCCAAUAACUGUAAAAGAAAUAAUUUCAGUCCCCAAAACUUUUAAAAUAACAGUAAAAUCUCAAUAAUCCGCUGAUUUAGCACAUGUUUUAGUAAGUGAAUAGAACUUUUGUUUUUCUUUGCUACAAAGACCCGAUGGGCUCCUGUGGAAUAAACUGUGAUGCUGUGAUGAGAUGUUUUCCAGACGCGCAAAGCAGCACGGCAGCCGCAAAACCGAGAAACUCGACAAUUAUCACUGAUCGGUCAUCAUGCUAAAACGUUCCCGACACUUUCUCAGGGUUUGUUUAUUUAUUUAUUUUUUUAUUAAUGGCAGUCAGCAGGUCCCAAAGGGAGCAGUCUGAAAGAGACCCACUUUACCCUUCGUCAGACAUUGCAGAGCGCGAAUACCGAUCGGCUCCAUCGCUGACACCGUGUCAUUGGAGGACAAUAACGUCGUCUCCGAAGGGGGAAAAGCUUUAGAUUAGCCUAAUAAUCCUACUGAGGAACAGAGGAGGCUGAUAGCGAUAAUUAGCCUCUUGAUAAGAGCAGAGAGCAUUAACACAAAAGGUUCAGAUGUUUUGCUUAAUUAAUUUGCCCAGACGUUACCAAAAAUGUACACUUGUAAAGACGGGCUGAUGUGUCUCGCCUCCUGUUUCUGCUCCUCGUGUCUGUGUCGCCACCGGCUACAGUUUCCAACCUCUUCUUCACCUUCAUUGUUGAGGUUCAUCUGUUCCCGCGUCCUUACCCCGAGGCUGAUGAGAUAGCCCCCCCCCCCCCCUCACACCGCCCCCUCCCGACCAAUUUCUUUUCCUUUCUUUCUUACCUCGUACUCUGUAAAAAGUUUUACUUGAGGGCAGUUCUGUCCUGACUGACAACCGCGGGCAGAGCGUUUGGUUUCGGCGGCAGCGAGGUUGUUUUGCGAGGCAGUCCAUUUACAGGAGAGGGGGGGCUUUUUACACAGGUAAUUUAGUCCGGAGUUGAAACGGGAGCUUUUUUGUGCGUCGGUUUGUCAUCUUCUUGGCUUCCGAGUCGUAUUCAACGGUAAUAAAUCCUCCUUCCCACGUACAUGUGUGGAUACACCGAUCAGGCAUAACAUUAUGACCAUCUAUCAAAUAUUAGGUUGAUUGGACGUUUGGACACGGCUUUUCAUUCACUGAUUUUUUUCUACGUUGUAGAGGAGAAUCUUUUGAACCAGAAUACACCACUUAAACAGGCAUAACAUUAUGACCACCUUCUUAAUAUUGUGUAGUUUUCCCUUGUGCCUCCAAAACAGUUAUCAGAGAAUGGACAUGGGCCUUCUGAGGGCGUCCUUUGGCGUCCAACAACACGUUAUGUCCGUGAAGGUCCUCAGUCAUCCAGGUCAUGGUACAUUGUGUGCUGCUGGGGUCCCAGCAUAACACUGAAUUGUCACAAGAUGGUCAAUAUUACUCACGUCUCUUAGUGGUUUUAAUGUUGUGGCUGAUCGGUGUAUGUGUCGAGCGACCGCAUCUGAACGCUUAUAUUUUUAUUUUUUUUUUGGGGGGGGGGCUGCUCUCAGUUCAACAAGGGGUGAAUGUGUUUGGUUGACAAGUGUUUAAACGCAUUUUGACUCUCGUGUGCAGUUUUGAAAUUUUUGACAUACUUCUGUCAAGAAUGAAAUGGGGUGGGAGGGUGGAGGGGGGGCGACGUCAUAGUUCAAACACCCCCGGCCGACACACCUCUGCAAAUCGGCCAAUUGUCAGAAGGAUCUGACAGUGUUACCCGAACACAUGAGCUGACGGUCUGAAGCCUGACGUCUGGUCAAAUUGAACCACUCAACCAGCCGUUGGUAUUUCUCAAUCUCUCUGCGGCCUCCCCCCGCUCGGGCCCUCCCCGCCGACAUUUCUACUGACGUGACAAAGUGAUGAGUUAUUGCCUUGUCUCUUCGUGUCAACGCGGCGAGCCACAAGAGCCGUCCUCUGAUAGACAUUACGCUUGGGUGGCUGUUAUUGUCAACAGAGCUCUGUGAGCGGGGGAAAAAAAUAAAAAUAAAAGAACAGAUACAUGAAGGGAAUUGAGAUGAUUGAAACGCUCGGCAGAUUAUUUCUGUCACAAAUUUCUGCUUGUGUGUCAAGUAUCCUCUUCUGCCUGCCACUCACGUCUCCGUCUGUGUGUUCGCUCUGUGCUAGGCUUUGAUUUCCCCUUCGGACGGUUGAUGCCGGAAAGCGCGUUUAGAAACUGAUGACUUUAAAUAUUACUUGCUAUGACAGGAGUCGGUGGGAUUUUCAAAAAUUAUCGCCACCUGUAGUCAAAAGUGGUUGUGACUUGGAACGUGGAAGAGGCUCCUGAUCCACACCUGAAUCAGACAAAUACAAUAACCCCUAACCCUUAGCGGAAGGGAUGAACAUUCCUCAUUUCUGGAAGACUUUUGAGGACAGGGACGUCCAAUCCUUGGGUUUUGCCUGUCAGCUUCAAGAACAAUAGCUGCCACUUGUCUUCCACUGAGCUGACAGCCGGCACUCCAAUAAGAAAGUCCUGAUGAGCUGUUUGUGACGCUCUGCUCUUCCAGGCAGCGCCUCAUCCGUCACCGCAAAUCACCGUCCUGAGUGCAAACUGACAGGGAGAAUGGAAAUCUCUGCGGGCGAGACCGAUAUCUGGCCCCUGGCAAUCCACCCCUGUCGAGGAGCAGACUUGAUUUGAUGAUCUUAAUUCAAAGUUCUAGCUCCGACCAUUGGCCCUAAUCAGCGAACGGCAAAUGGUCAAUACAUUACAUGAAUGAAAUCUAAUCAGACGGCACAAUGGAGAAACCCAAGGCCGUGACCUCAUCAGGCCAAGACGCGAGUUGUGUCUUAAAAUUGUAGAGGGGAAAAAUGUGAGGCAUUAUCUUGUAUAAUAAUAAUUUAAAAAAAGUUAUUUAUUUACUGGCUUUGUGAGAGAGUAACAGUGAAUAGUCCCUGAACAGAGGAUAUGUUUACAUGUGCACUAAUUAUGUGAUUUAGCUUGAUUAAGCCAUUGAUUUGUAGCUGUAAUCAUAUAAAGUCGUGAAUGGGACUAAUUCUGUUUAGGGGCAUUCACUUACCUGUUAAUUAUUUUUUAAGGAAUAACAGUGGGGCCUCCGAGACCUUCCACAUCUGCAAUUAUUAAAAUUAGUGCAACCACCCAGCCCAAUGUCGGAUGUGAACUGCACCUUGACAAUUCUCGCCAGUACAAACAAACCAGACUGAUUCGCAAGAGUGUAAAAGGUUGAGAAGUCAAAAAACAACAAAAAAAAGGGGUUAGGGUGAACUGAAAGGAGCUUUAUUUGAACUUGGUUGCAAAAAGUAAAGACUUUUUUAUCUUUCUACACUUUGAGCUAACUUUGAGGCUAGCUAGCUAGCUAGAGAGCAGCUAUCCUUGAUGCUACGCUAAAGACAUUGAGCAGUGGCAAAUUUUAGUUUCCAGUGGAUACAUCAGCCUGAUUUGAUUCACUUUUAGAAAUGUGUCAGAACAGCUACAGGCGGAAAUGACACGAAUCAAGGAGCAUGUGUGCGACAUUAUGUCAGGAGAAAAGCUGAUUUCAGCCACAGCCUUCUGGGUAAAUUAACCGAGCUCUGGAAUCAAAACAUUUGAACCUUGGAUACAAAAGAAAACAAAAAAAAGGGGUCAGGGUGAACUGAAAGGAGCCUUAUUUGAUUCCUGUUCCUCCACUUGGUUGCAAAAAGUAAAGAUAAUCUUUCUGCACUUUGAGUUGACUUUGUGGCUUGCUAGCUAGCUAGUUAGCUAGAGAACAGCUAUCCUUGAUGCUACGCUAAAGACACUCAGCAGCAGCAGCAGCGAUUUAAGCUAACAUUAGCUACCAGCCUUUGGCAUUCAACCAAACCAAGCUUUAUUUUUCCUUUUACGUCCCCGUUUAACCUGACGACAUCGUGAUUUAUCCACGUACUGAGUUACGCUUUCACUCGUUUCAGAGCUUCAUAGUAGAAAUGUCCAGUUUGACUCAUGUUGAAUCUUUUACUUUCCAGUGGAUACAUCAGCCUGAUUUGAUUCACUUUUAGAAAUGUGUCAGAACAGCUACAGGGGGAAAUGACACGAAUCGAAGCGCUGUGUGCGACAAAAUUAUGCCAGGAGAAAAUCUUAUUUCAGCCACAGGCUUCUGGGUAAAUUAACCGAGCGGUGGAAUCAAAACAUUUGAACCUUGGAUACCCGUCAAAUCGUCUAAACGCCUGGAUGAAACUGAUUCCUCAAAGUAGCUGAGCUUCUGUGUGUAAACGUAGCUUAAUAAUCGCCAAGCCCAGCAGUCAGUUGAUGGUACGCCUCAAAGUGCUGCAGCUCCAGUUAAGGCUUUUUGAUUCUGCCCUUCAUGGUUAUGUAGAAAAUUAGGGAGCGGUUCAAUAAGGCUCGAUGAAAAAAAAAAAAACCCACUGAACAUGUGUCGUAUUUACUUUAUUGAUGAAAUUUUUACCUUGGAGGGUCAGUGAAGAGUAAAUUCUGAAACCACAAAAUAGAUGGCCUGGCAUUUCAGUGGCUCUCACCCCAUUUACCUUUGCUGCCUUGGCUUGCUCGUGUUCAAUUAAGUGGAUGUUACAAAUGUACCUGGUUUUCAGCCUCGUUUCAGUUGUCUCACAGCACGCUCGACUGCACCAGAGACACAUUAUUGCUCGUUCUGGCUUAUAUUAAACUGCAACACCUGCCCAGGCCUUUGUUUGGCCUUAAUAGGCCGAGACCGACUGAUCAAAUAUGACCUUUUGUCGUCCGUACAGGAAUUGCACGUCCCAGUAGGGACGCGGACAAAAGCCGUGUCCACAAGAGACGUGCCAGGUGCCCAAACUAAUGCCCAACCUCCGAAACUGUGAAUAUUAUUCCUAAUUCUUUUCAGUCUGUGCAUCCAAGGUCACCAUCUGCUGUCCUUUUUUUUUUUCCCCCCUCGCUAACAACAAAAAAACCGAACGAAUAGCAACCGUGAAAGGAGGACCAAUUCGCUUCCAAGACCACAGUGACGGCUCUUGUGGAAAACUGGCGCUCUGUUUAGAAAAUAAACAUGGAUUUUAUCUACGAGGUUAUUAAGUCCAAGGCCCACACACUCGCCCCCCCCUCCUCCCCGCACUCGACGGCACACAACAGCCCCGGUGAUUGUGAUUACUGUUCUGUCUAGCUAUUGACACUCAAUUACCUUGUGAUCUUCCUCCAAUAGAAACCGUUCGCUCUGUAUAUUUCUGUUUCUGGACCGCACAAUGAUACUGCACACCAAUUGGUUUCGCAAACAGCCCCUCAAAAUACAGAAAACGGCAAAAUGAUUUGGUGUUUGUGUGCUAAACGGUGUUUGCUGAUAACAAGAGUAGCUGAUAUAUGUGGCAUUUUCUUUCUUUACCGCGUGAUGUCUUACUACAAAUCAGGGUGCAUAAGCUAGGUCUACGUAUACAGCCUUAAUCGUAACAGGAAGCACAACCUACUUUGGGAUUAGAUGUGACUCAGUACUGCUGACAAUGGUUUAAACUCAAUUUGACUCAAACUUACCCCCAAAACUGUUAUUCCUGUUCUUAAUAAUGCUAAACUAUUAACACUACAUUUAAAAAAAAAAAAACAUAAUCUCUUGGCAUUAUUUAGAUUAGUCCUUUUUUUUUGGAGGUAAAAUUGAUCGUUGCUGUGCUAGCCCCAAAAACAGUGGUAGCUUUUAGUUGUUGUCCACAGCCUUGAAGAUCUGCCAAGAAAAAAAAACAUAAUUUUAAUUAGUUAAAACUACAUGGAUCUUGUUUGCUUACAGUGUAGCCCUCUGCGGAAAUGGCUAAAAGCUAACUCGGACAUGUUUUGGUGCUAGCCAACACCCCGAUUUAACCCAAAUAUGUCAUCCAGCUGUACAGCAGUAAAGUAUUUAACUCAAGCGCUGGGUCUGUUCUAAUAAAACCAAUCGUUCAUGGAUAUGUUUCCCCCGUAGGCGCUGACGAAACUUGAGAAGGUGCUGGAAACUCAAAGGGUUGUAGCUAGAACAGUGGCAAACGGCUUUUGAAAGCAGCAACAGCAGCAUGUGUCCUACUUUUUGUAACAAAUCAGUGUUUCUGAAUGCCCGAGUGACCAAACUGGUUAAACCAUCUUCAGACAGAUACAUUUUGCGGAGGAAAGUAUUCGACUUGAGGCUCGCGGGGGUGUGGGUGGGGGGUGGUGGGUAUUUUCACAGUAGGUGGUCUCUUUCAGGUGCUCAUGGCUGGGCUUAAAUGACUGAACUCUAAAUGAUCCACAGAGGCAAUUUGAAACGGUUUGGAUGGUACAAAUCCACUGCUCGGUGACCAAAUCUCUUCCACUCACAGCAUCUCAGUACUGUAAAGGCCUCUUUCUUUCUGACAGCUUCCUGCCAGCCGGUUAAGGUCAUACAGAAAACUAUACAGAAAUGGGGAGGGUAGGGGAGGAUAUUUAUAAGUGGCCAUCUUUUUUACACACUGGAUUGUUUUUCUUUGCGAGAUGGCCAUGGACGCAGUCUACUUUAGGAUGAUGGAUUGAUUGCUUCACAUGAACAAAACCUUUUUUUUUUCUUUUUUUUAAUUGUUAUUAUUUUUAAGGUUUUCACUGGAGUAUUUAAGAUGCUUGUAUGGGUGCUUCACCUAAGGAUGAUGUAACAUUCCAGUUUUCCCAAUUCGACUCUUUCCAAAUAAACUCUCGGCUGCAAGCUUCUCGUAUUUGUGGGAAGCAGAAUUUUCCCGGUAGAGCUCGGCCUCCAGCUCCAUGCGGCAAAACCCAGAAAAGUGCAGCCUUAAAUGUCCCCUUGAGGCACCCAUACUGAUUUUUUAAAAUUUUUUUUAUGUGCAUAAAACUGCUCGAUUGGAGGCGAGGUGUUUGUUAACUACCUUAAGUUAGCAGACAAGGUCCUCCUCUCCGUCUCUGUAUCUAUUUGCUUUUCAUUGUAAUUGUUCCAGAUUCGUUUUCCCUCUCUGUUCUAUGUUUUAUUACAACCUCGGCAAUGUGAUAACACCAAUUGUUGCAUUGCCCUCCCCCCGGCAGCCGUUUUGACAUCUCUCUCAGAGCUGUCUCUGCUCAUGCGAGUUGGAGGUUAUUGCGUUCCUCUGGCUUUCUUUCUUUUUUUUUUUUUUUUUUUUUUUUUUCUUGGAAAUUGUUGCGUUUUUUGUGAAAUCUCGCACUGGGCUGGGCCUAAUCAACUGUUUUUAUUGUACGUUGAGAGGAUUAUUUCUGUAUACAGUAUGUGAAAAUAAAAAGCGUUUUUAUUUCUCUUGACUAUUAUAAGGGGUUUUAACCUGUGGAAAAAAAAAAAGCUCAAAAAAGAGAUGAGACCAAAUAAAAUGUAACACUCCUGA
Molecule: messenger RNA, 13508 nt
Organism: Mugil cephalus (flathead mullet)
Lineage: Eukaryota; Metazoa; Chordata; Actinopteri; Mugiliformes; Mugilidae
Product: mitogen-activated protein kinase kinase kinase 11
Exons: 10
Coding region: 1244-4411 (1055 amino acids)
Biological process (GO): microtubule-based process; protein phosphorylation; positive regulation of apoptotic process
Cellular component (GO): centrosome
Molecular function (GO): ATP binding; protein binding; JUN kinase kinase kinase activity
Source: RefSeq, a predicted model, not a curated record